Molecule: messenger RNA, 1446 nt
Organism: Heterostelium album PN500
Lineage: Eukaryota; Evosea; Eumycetozoa; Acytosteliales; Acytosteliaceae
Product: peptidase S28 family protein
Exons: 3
Coding region: 1-1446 (481 amino acids)
Biological process (GO): proteolysis
Molecular function (GO): serine-type exopeptidase activity; dipeptidyl-peptidase activity
Source: RefSeq, a predicted model, not a curated record
AUGAAGCUAUCGAUUAUUUUAGUUAUAUUAUAUAUUACAUGUGCAUGGGUUAAGUCUAAUACUGAAGAUCCUCCACCUCCACCAUAUGAAGAGUUUUACUAUAUGCAAACUUUAGAUCACUUUAACUUUUACAACAAAGGAUCAUUCCCACAGCGUUAUCUUGUUUCUGAUACAUAUUGGACCAGACCAACUGGACCAAUCUGUGAAUCACCAGUUCUUUUUUACACAGGAAAUGAAGGUGAUAUUGUAUGGUUCUAUGAAAACUCGCAGUUUGUAACCAAUGUUUUGGCAAAAGAGAUGGGUGCUCUUCUUGUUUUUGCUGAGCAUCGUUUCUAUGGUGAAACAAUGCCAUUCGGAAACAGUUCAUCUUUGCCAGAGAAUAUCGGGUACCUUACCAGCGAGCAGGCUUUGGCAGAUUAUGCUCAACUGAUCCCAGCGGUUUUGAGUGACCUCGGUGGUUCGCAUUGCCCAGUAUUAGCAGUCGGUGGAUCGUAUGGUGGUAUGCUUGCAUCUUGGUUCAGAAUGAAAUACCCAAAUAUCAUUGAUGGUGCUUUGGCUGCAUCUGCACCAAUCCUUUACUUUUUAGGAACCAAUGCCAACUCUGAAGGUUUCAACGAGAUUGCUACUAUCGAUUUCGCCGAAACCAGCUCUGAAGGUACCUGUGCUACUCGUAUUCACAGUGCUUUCAACGAAAUCACCCAAAUGUCCAAUACACAGAAUGGACUCAAUGUUCUUACUAAAACCUUUUCACUCUGUGAAGAGUUAACCGAAUUGAGCGAUUUAAUAAAUUGGUUAGAGGCAGCGAUCACCUACAUGGCUAUGGCCGACUAUCCUUAUCCAGCAAACUUUUUAGAGCCAAUGCCAGGUAACCCCAUUAAUGUCUCGUGCUCGUUACUCGCAAAGGAAACUGACAAUAUCCAAGGUUUGGUACAAGUAAUGAAUGUCUACUUCAACUCCUCAGGUCAGGCCGGUCAAUGUAACAAUGUUUCUGUUUACACAACAGGUGCACUUGGAUCUGAUGGAUGGGACUAUCAAGCAUGCACAGAGAUGGUCAUGCCAAUUUCUGCCAAUGGUGUUCAAGAUUUCUUCCCAGCAGCACCAUGGUCAUUGUCCCAGUUGACUCAAUACUGUCAGCAGACAUGGCAAGUCACACCCAAUCCAAACUGGAUAACCACUUACUACCAAGGUCAAGAUUUAAGUCAAACUAGUAAUAUCAUUUUUAGUAAUGGUGUGUUAGAUCCAUGGCGUGCUGGUGGUGUUGUCAGCAAUGACGGAGGUAAUGACAUUAUCACGAUCAUUAUCGAUGGUGGAGCUCAUCAUCUCGAUCUAAGAAUGCCAAACUCUGCAGAUCCAACAGCUGUAACAAAUGCAAGAGUUCUUGAAACAAAAUAUUUGAUGCAAUUUGCUCAAGAAGCCUCUUUCAAAAAACAACUAAAAUCCAAGUGA